AUGGCCUCGCCCUUGGAACCAUCGACAGUUGCCAUACUCCUACAUUAUAUAAUCCCUUCUAUCCAAACAAUUCCCCCUCAUCUGCUCGCCAAAGCACUCGCUUUCCGCCAUUCAUGCCUUGACUUGACGGCCCAGGAUGGCCCGCCAUAUCUUGCAUGGCCCUCCGAUGAUGAUAAACGUGUAGCAGAAGCAUUGAUUGCUCUACAAUCCACACGCUUGGACAACCGUUGCAGUUUCAACAUUCGUUACACUGCUGACGACGCUCAACUUGCUCACGUCGAAGUCUCCCCCACCCUACGUCUGGUAUUCAGGCAUGAGGGUGACUGGAAGUUCAACAACGUUGCACUGAUGCCCUUUCCGGGCGGGGCCUUCGAUUCUCCAGUCGAGCUGAGAGUUUUGGAAGAGACAGAGGACACGCCCGAUUCAUACUGGGAUUCAUACGGAGAAGAAGCCGAAGAAAGACGUGAAACUUUUCAGGAGGAGCAGGGCGAGUCGGAUUACUGGGCACAGUAUGACCGCUAUGGAGGGACUGCUGAUUCUCUCAUCCCAUCACCCGCUCCAGAAAAGGAGGUUCCUAUCGCAUUUUCGUAUGCAGAAAUGCACCCAGCUACCGAUCCAAUAACCGAGUCUCUGUCGGAUCGAUUGGAGAUAGUUUUGGCUGGACGUGUUGAUGAGGAAGACUCAGCGACCGUCGUCAGUAGCGAAAAUGACGGUUUGAAGGAAACGAUCCGUGGGGUUUGGAGAUUGUGGAGGGCAAGUCGUACAAGUACACCUGUGGAAUUAGAUCAGGAACUGUUUCGUAGGGUUAUAGACGAAAUAUUUGUCGAGGAGUGA
Molecule: messenger RNA, 834 nt
Organism: Mycena indigotica
Lineage: Eukaryota; Fungi; Basidiomycota; Agaricomycetes; Agaricales; Mycenaceae
Exons: 1
Coding region: 1-834 (277 amino acids)
Source: RefSeq, a predicted model, not a curated record